Owenia fusiformis is the source of this 881-nucleotide messenger RNA. The record is from the annotation of a GenBank genome assembly. NCBI's taxonomy places the organism in Eukaryota, Metazoa, Annelida, Polychaeta, Sabellida, Oweniidae.
AUGAUACGCUAACAUGUAAGAACCUGAAGUGAAAGGUGGAGAUGAAGAAACACCUUGCUACAGCUGUGUUUGUGCGUGUCUCCCACACAGCACUGACCCUGGGAGUACCUGCUACUCUGCUCGUCAAGAAAACAGAACUGAGAAGUGCUUUGAUAGAUGGAGAGAAUCUCCUGUAUGGAGUGCUAUAUGUCAUACUUCUUCUUACCUCACUGACAUUCUACCAUAUAGCAUGUGCUGUUGACCCAGGCUAUGUACCAGAUACUUAUAAGGUAAUUGCAAAUAAUGAUGAUAGUGAUGACGAAGAUGACCUCAAUGAUGAUGAUAGUGAACAUGGCAAGAUGGUGAAGACCAAGCCAAGAUACUGCGACUACUGCGAGAUUGACCAACCUAUGAGGUCUAGACAUUGUGAGGACUGCGGUCACUGUGUGAGAAAGUUUGACCAUCACUGUCCAUGGCUAGAGACAUGUGUAGGGGAGAGAAAUCACAAGAUCUUCUGGUUGUUCUUACUAACUAAAGUUGCAGUAAUAGGCUGGACCUUAUUAAUUAUAUUUAAUGCAAUAGUGUACAAAGCAGCUUGGAAUGAGUGGGGAUAUAGCAAUGUACUGUAUAUAAUAGACAGUCUCAUUCUUGUCAUAAGUGGCUUGGUUGUGAUUGGCCUGUGGGGCUUCCAUACUUAUAUCAUGGGCACAAACAUUACCACAUGGGAGAUGGUGUCACGGCGACGGAUUACCUACCUCAAAUACCUCGAUGAAGAUUUUAAUCCAUUCCAUGAAGGAUAUAUAAAGAAUAUUCUAUAUUUUCUCUGUGUUUGUAAUGAAAGAAAUUGGGAGAUUGUUUAUAGGAAAAAUGUCAAGAUGGAAAAUUCUUACCAAAUGGUGUAA